Molecule: messenger RNA, 343 nt
Organism: Acanthoscelides obtectus
Lineage: Eukaryota; Metazoa; Arthropoda; Insecta; Coleoptera; Chrysomelidae
Source: the annotation of a GenBank genome assembly
CUCUGUUUGCGCUAGUCUCCAAGACUAGCUUUUUUCACUCAGGCUUAGGCCUUUUGUUCUACCAUUUUUAGGCAUUGAGCCCCUGCGUAGUCGACCAAAGGUGGUUUGAAGCCUUAGAGCGACCAAUAAUGUGUGCGGACUAUUUCGCCUCAUUACUGCAUCUCAAACGGAAAGUAUUAUUCAGCACUCCCAUGGUUGCGUAUUGGACUGUAUGGUUAGUCGGAGAUGUUUGGAGUUCUUCCUCUAUAUUAGACGGUGUGAUGGCCGCAAGCUGUGACAAUGAGAAUGGUCACUCAUUGUUCAGAUGGGUACAACGGUGGUAGAUCGAUGGCUGGUGAGUAAA